This is a messenger RNA of Chelmon rostratus (copperband butterflyfish), 1791 nucleotides long. RefSeq names its product solute carrier family 22 member 5 (gene slc22a5). The record is from RefSeq and is a predicted model, not a curated record. The transcript is spliced from 10 exons. Gene Ontology annotation, molecular function: transmembrane transporter activity. Lineage: Eukaryota; Metazoa; Chordata; Actinopteri; Chaetodontiformes; Chaetodontidae. Gene Ontology annotation, cellular component: membrane. Gene Ontology annotation, biological process: transmembrane transport. The coding region runs from base 1 to 1677 and encodes 558 amino acids.
AUGGGAGACUAUGAUGAAGACACUGCGUUCCUCGGGCAGACUGGUCCUUAUUUCUGGACCACAUUCUUCCUCCUGAACACAGUUUUUGUCUCCACUGGAUUCAACGGACUUUACAUUGUCUUCGUUGGGGCAGCUCCGAAACACCACUGUCUCGUUCCGGACGUUAACUUAACCGAGGAGUGGAGAAACGCCAUCAUCCCCUUCACGGUAGUGGAUGGCGAGGAGGUGCAGAGCCAGUGCAGCAGGUACCGGCUGGACGUGGUGAGGAAUCUCUCCGCUGAGGGACAGAUUCCUGGGAGGGAUGUCAACCUCACGAGCCUGGAGCAGGAGGGAUGCUUGGAUGGAUGGAACUACAGCAAAGAGAUCUACCAAUCCAACAUAGUCACUGAGUGGGACCUUGUUUGUGACAACCAGUGGAAAGUUCCCUUCGCCUCCUCGACUCUCUUCGUGGGAUACCUUGUUGGGUCCCUGAUCUCAGGCCAGCUCUCUGACAGGUUUGGGAGGAAGAAGGUUGUCUUCAUGUCUCUUGCGGCCCAGUGUUUCUCAGUCCUGCUUCAGUCCUUCUCUCAGUCAUGGAGGAUGUUCUGCAUCAUGUUCCUCUUUGUUGGAGCCUCCCAGAUUUCCAUCUAUAUUUCUGCAUUUGUCUUAGGAACGGAGGUGUUAAGCAAGACCAUGCGAGUGAUCUUCACAACUCUUGGAUCCUUUCUUUUCUAUUGCAUUGGGUACAUGACACUACCCUGGAUCGCUUAUGGCAUCAGAGAAUGGAGGACUCUUCUCGCUGUUCUGUCCAUGACUGCUGUGGUCUACAUCCCAUUGUGGUGGUUCAUCCCAGAGUCUCCUCGGUGGCUGAUCACUCAGGGACGAGUGGAGGAGGCCGAGGCCAUAGUGAGAGAUGCUGCAAGGAAAAAUAAAGUUGAAGCGCCAUCAGUCAUUUUUAAAGGGUCUGAGGCAACGCUUCCGAGCAGGAAAUAUACCAUGCUUGAUAUUCUGAAAUCCAAGAACAUCAGAUGCAUCACUCUCAUGUGUCUCCUUUUGUGGAUGGCAAUAAACGUUGGGUAUUUUGGAUUGUCCCUGAACACCUCCAACCUGAGUGGUAACCCCUUCAUGAACUGUUUCCUGUCAGCAAUGACUGAGGUCCCAGCCUAUGUUGUUUCCACUUGGCUGCUGAGGAAAUGUCCCAGAAGAGCGCUACUGUCAUCGUUCCUCGUCAUUGGAGGAGGAGUUCUUCUUCUCAUCCAGAUCAUCCCUGAUUCGCUCCAGUAUAUUGCUCUAGGACUUGAAAUGACAGGGAAGUUUGGCUUCACCAUGGCCUUCAGCAUCGUCUACAUCUACACGGCUGAGAUUUACCCCACCGUACUCCGCAACGUCGGCAUGGGAAUGUGCUCCUCUGCUGCACGCAUUGGCAGCAUCACAGCUCCUUAUGUCAUCUAUUUAGGUACUUAUAAUAAGGUUCUGCCUUAUAUUCUCAUGGGAAGUCUCACAAUUGCCUCCUCUGUGGUGAACUUCUUCCUCCCAGAGACCCUCAACAGAGACCUUCCAGAAACAGUGGAGCAGAUGCAAGAAUGUCAGGGGUUGUGCAGUGGAGAGAAAAAGAGGAAAUAUGUCGAAAACAGAGGAAGUGGCGGCCCACCCAAACAAUGUGAGGCCAAGUGUGAUGUGCAGACUCUUACACCAUAGUCUCGUCGAGUUUCACUUUUAAGACAGACAGACAGACAGAAUGAAAGAACAUUUCAACUGCUUGAAAGUAAUAAAAUGAAAUCUGAGAAAAAAUCCGAAACAUGCACAGAGGGA